Messenger RNA from Anopheles stephensi (Asian malaria mosquito), 1446 nucleotides. RefSeq lists its product as uncharacterized. Gene Ontology annotation, biological process: axonemal dynein complex assembly; regulation of cilium movement; cilium-dependent cell motility. NCBI's taxonomy places the organism in Eukaryota, Metazoa, Arthropoda, Insecta, Diptera, Culicidae. Gene Ontology annotation, cellular component: axonemal dynein complex; axoneme. The coding region runs from base 61 to 1407 and encodes 448 amino acids. The record is from RefSeq and is a predicted model, not a curated record. The transcript is spliced from 5 exons.
CGUUGCUCUGUCACCUGGUGCAUCUGUCAAUCUGUGGUUAAAUUAACGUUCCCAACCGGUAUGGACAACGCGGAGCAUGAAAUCGAUACCAAGCAGGAGGAACUGAGGCGCAAAAAGCAGGAGAAGCUGCUUGCGAAAAAGGCCGCUGCACGGGAGGCACAAAAUCAACUGUACCGGGACCACCUGAAACGGGAGCGAGACUUUACAGACCGGACGGAAAAAUCGUUCUUUGCCGAUUGGGAAAGGCUGUGCGCUCAGGUACGCUCGGACCAGCUGACAGAAGAGUUGCGCCAGCAGCAGCAAUGCUUUGGAACUGUUUUCGAUCGGAAAAAUGAAACCAUCCAACGGUUGGUUGGGGCACGGGAUGAGAUACAAGCAGUGCGUACGAAAUGUUUUGCACGGUUAGGGAACGUCAUCGACUACUACAUCCGUCUUAAGGACUAUCUUACAGCAACAAUGCUAGAGCGCUAUGAAACCGAGAGUAAGAAGCUUAUCCACGAGUUCCGCGAAGAAGUCGCAAGCAAAGAGAGCUUCAAUAGCUCAGAAAUGGAGCUGCUGGAUGCUUCACUGGCGGAACUGCUGGCCAAAAUGAAGCGGGAUGAAUUAGCCGACCGCGAGUGGCUGCUCGAAGCCAACAACCAAAACAUAAGCGCGCAAGUGGAAAAGUGUGAAAUUAUUCGCGACAAAAAGUACGCCGAAAUGAGUGCCCUCUACCGGCGGCUUCGGGCCACGCUCGACGACUACUUCCAAACCGUGCUCUACCCGGAGCGGAAACAAUCGUACCAGCGGCUCGUCUACUACACCGAGCUGGAGCAGCAAGCCAUCGAGCAGCGGCGCUGUCAGGUGGCCGUACUGCAGAUGAAGAAAACCCAGCUCGAACACACCCUUACGCUGGCACGGAUAGGCGGAAGACGGAAGUUGCGUACGCGCCACAACUAUCGGCGGCUGCUUGAGAUGAAGUUGCAGCUGCUGAAAGAACAGCAGAAAGAGCAGGACCGCGACCAUCAGCAGUGCAUGAAGUGGAUCUGUUCCUUUACCGAGCAUCUUAGGAAGCUACUCGCGGAACAUCUCGCCUGGGGUGAAAGAAUUGCGAAGGUAGGUCUUAUCUGUACGCAGUACGAAACGGAACAAGAUCAAAAGUAUGCUGCCAAGUGGUUCGGAUGGCAGGAGGCGGAUCGACUCGAUCAGCGCGAGCACGACGAUACGUACGAUACCUUACUGAACAAAAUCAAUCGUGUAGAAGCGAUGAACAUUGUGCUGCGGGAGGAGCGAACCCGUUUGCGGGACGAAAAUAAGGCCCUCAAGACGAAAUUUAAAGCUUACUGUGGACUGCACAAAAUCACCGAUCCGGAAAAGUUGCUUCUGUGUGGCCAUGAAGUAGUGCCCCCGUCGGUCAACCGUGAAUAAAACAAGUUAGGACAGCCCCGAUGAUGGGUGCGUUUUUAA